AUGCCUUUACAAUUAUUUGAGUCUACUUUGACUGCUGUUGCAGUAUCAUCACUUUAUUCAUUCUUAUAUAGACCUUCAACUUUUGAGAAAGAUACUAGAUACAGGAAAAAUUGGCUGAACCUGAUAGUUUCUGGUGUGGCUAGCGAUACGAAGAUCUUAUUCAAUACAGUGACGUUCCAAUAUAAGCCCAUAGCCAGACAUGUAGAGGAGAAAACUGGUGAAAUCCAGGAUGAAGCCAAAGACAAGAAGAGGGAAAUAUUGCAUUGGUGGAAUAAGAAGAUUCCAGAAGCUAAUAACAUAGACAAGGUAGCGGAGCAAAGUGUUUAUGGAUGGGGGGAGAAUGCGCAGGAAUUUGGCAGAGAACUCUCUCAUGAAAAGGAUCUAUUUAGGCCUGGAGAGCCAUCGAGACCACAACGAACAUUGGAUGAAAUAAAGAAGAUAAGAAAUAAAGGAUGGUUUUCAUUCGAUGGUCCUGAGCAGGAGGAAUCUAUUGCUAAGGGUACCGUACGUGGACUCGAAGGCUGGGGUGAAAAUGCUGCACAGUUUGCCAAUGACGAAUAUGAAGAUGUCAAAUGGCAGAUAUUGCAUUCAAGAAACAGAGCCAAAGAAAAUGUGGACAGUGCAUUAAAUAACUUGAACAAAUACAAAGACGAAAAAAAGGAGGAGGCCAGACACUGGUGGAAUUUUGGAUUGAGCAAGAAGGAUAAAGCCUAUGAGAAUGCAAGCAACGAGUAUCACGAUGCUAAGAGAAAUUUUGAAGAAUGGAACAACGAGGCCCAGAAAUCCUUCUGGCAUAACACCGACAAGACAGCCAGAAAGACACAGGAAGUCCUGGACUCAGCCCAUGGAGCUGUGAACGACAAACUGGGCCAACUCAGAGAUUACUCAAAGGAUAACAAGUAA
Messenger RNA from Kazachstania africana CBS 2517, 903 nucleotides. RefSeq names its product Om45p (gene OM45). NCBI's taxonomy places the organism in Eukaryota, Fungi, Ascomycota, Saccharomycetes, Saccharomycetales, Saccharomycetaceae. The record is from RefSeq and is a predicted model, not a curated record. The coding region runs from base 1 to 903 and encodes 300 amino acids. The transcript has a single exon.